ACUAACAGCAACCCUAAGGUCAUCCGCCAUUGGUACUUGGAAUAUUUGUACGAGACCAAAGUUAUUCCUGGUACAAUGGCAACGAUACAUGCUUUUCUUCGAAGAAACCAUGUUGAUAUAGAUGACCCUCGCGAUUCCAUCAUAUAUGGACCAUCAACCUCAUAUCAAGUAAGUUUCUGGAUACAUUGUAUAUGUACCUGGUAAAAGUUGCUUCCACCUUGUUUGAUCUGUAAAUUCCUUUGUCUGAUGUUCAUUCCAAUAGAUGAGACAAAAGAAUUGCAACAAACGUCUGCAGCUUUGCUUUCUCUAUAGACUGAGAGAUGGUGGAAGGAACUCCAUGAAAGAAUGGAAAAAUACUUCAAGGAACAACUAAAUUGGUUAAAGGACCAAGGUCAUUACAAUCCACAUAGUGAAAGAGACAGGUCGAUAUAUAUUAAAUGCAUGUAGACCAUAAGGACUUCUCCUUCCCUCCUUUGUGACAGGUUCACAUCCAAAUGCAUGUGCUAUGCAAAAAAACCAAACACUUGUGCAUUUCCCAGCCUCAACCAUCUGAAUCGACUGGGUGAAUGGAUUCAUGUAUAGGCUAAGCAGUCACGCAUUUGUGCGUACUUGUGUCUAUCCAUAACUUGUGUCCUUUAGCCCGAGUCAUAAUAAUGAACUUGACGACCUGGUUUUGUGUUAUAUUUUUAGAAUGCUAUUAGCUUUCAUAAUGAUACCAGUGGUACAGAAACAACUUGAUGUAUUCCGGACAGUUGUGUGGACCAGCCACAGAACAAGAGCAAAGAAAGAUACAGCUUUGCCCGAUGGAGUCCCUGAUCAUAUCUACAGCUUUCCAGACAUGUAUGGUCUGGAAGAUUGUGGUAUGGUUAUGUCACAUUUAUAUAUGUUGAUGCAUUUUACGCACAUGUACAGUGUACUACCCUGUAUACACCAUAUGCCCGAGCUUCACGUGGGGUCACUCUAG
Messenger RNA from Pocillopora meandrina, 964 nucleotides. The record is from the annotation of a GenBank genome assembly. Lineage: Eukaryota; Metazoa; Cnidaria; Anthozoa; Scleractinia; Pocilloporidae.